UUCACUUUAGUUCAUGUAGAGAGAAGAAAGGGAGAAGACAGAGAAAGAAAAAGAGAGGAGAGACAAGCUGGGUCUGAAAUCCCAAACGCUCACAGACACAUACACCACAGUAAGCUCCUCAGACACACAAAUAGAAAUAUACACUGAAUCCGACACAAACACACACACACACCAUCUCCAUCACAUACACUUGCAUACGGACAGCAGUAUGUUUCUAAGGACCCUGCUCCAGGCUCUCUGGCUGCUGCUGGUGUGUGUGUCUGGGACACAGGGCUAUGAGGAUGAAAUUGAGGUGAACUACGCAGAUACCUUCUACAAUGAAAUCUCUGAAGGAGAGUCGCUGGAACCCAUGCCCACACCCAUCCCGACGGUCCCCUGCAAAUUUCCAGACCUGACCAAGUGGGACAAGCUGUUCUCCAUGCUGGAGAACUCCCAGAUGAGGGAGAACAUGCUCCUGCAGUACGCUGAUGACAUUAUCAAGGUGGAAAUGGGUGCGCUUCGCGGGGAGAUGCUCAGCUUUGUAGCACAGUACGGGGGGGGCUGCAGGGUUGCCGUGGAGACAGCAGGGCAGAGGAUGUCCCUUCAGAUGGAGUCUCGUCUCCGGGACACCCUGGAGCGCCUGAACCUGAGGGAGGUCCGCAAGGAUGACCACCAGGGGCUGCUGCAGCAGCUCCUCUCGGCGGCGCGGAUGCAGGCCACCCGCCUCUCGAAGCUGGAGAUCAGCUGCCUGGGUCACCACACAGGGGCGGGAAUGUCCCCGGGGUUGGGAACACCCCUGGAGACCAAAGGGUUCCAUCCCCAUGCUCCAGCAGCAGCAGGGGGGCUCCAGCAACAGGAAGUGACAUCAGAGGAAGGGGUAGCGCCACUAGAGAGGGCACUGGCAGCCAUGGUGAUGGAGCUGAAGCAGACGAGGGCAGAGCUCACGCUGGUGCAGAGGGUGAUCCAGCGGAGUUAUCUCCCUGCUGGAUGUGAGACGGCCCUUCUCUUCCCCAUGCGUUCCAGUCGGAUCCACACCUCCGUCACCCCCGACCUCCCUCUCUCCCUCUCCUCUUUCACCAUCUGCCUUUGGGCUAAGCCCAUCAGCCUGUCCAACAGAACCGUGCUGUUCUCUUACGGAACCCGCAAGAACCCCUACCAGAUCCAGCUCCUGCUCAGCAGAAGUUCCGCCCUCUUCACAGUAGCAGGAGAGGCACACCUGGUGGAGGGGCAGGGUGUGGUGAAGGAGGGUGGGGCCCCGGGCUGGACCCACCUGUGCGGGGCGUGGAGUUCUGAGCAGGGCCUGGCAUCCCUGUGGGCCGACGGGAGGAAGGUGGCCUCCACCCCUGGGGUGGCCGAGGGGCAGGUGCUGUCCGACGGAGGCUCUCUGCUGCUUGGGCAGGAGAAGAGCACUCAAGGCCAGGGCUGGGUCGAGAACGCCUCGGACGCCAAGUUGGCGUUCGCCGGGAAGAUGACAGGAGUGAACGUGUGGGACAGAGUGCUGGCGGAGGAGGAGAUCUCCCAUCAGGCCUUGCAGGAGGGCAAGGGCUGCCAGCAGAGGGGGAACGUGGUGGCUUGGGGCACCACAGAGAUGGUGCCACACGGCGGCGUUCAAUUUAUCAACUAAACUGUAUUCUUCAUCAUCAUCCUUGUCAUAAUUAUACAAACGUUAUCAUUGCCACAGCACCUGAAACGUUGCCAUGGUACCAACAACUGAGUCUUCAUCUUUAUCAUCUUCAUCCUUGUUUUCAUCCUCGUCAUAAUCAUCCUCAUCUUUAUCAUUGUAAAGACUGAUGGCAAGCAACCAGCCAUACUGGUAGCCUAAAAUGGAGAAAGGACCAAGCUAAGACUGUGACACACAGCUGAAACCUCCCUGCAACGCUCAGAGGGACUGGAGGCAGUUCUGGAGUAAUGCACACACACACACAUCACACGAACAACGUGAGAAGCAUUAGCAUCCAUAGCUUUAGGAGACAAACGGCUUUUACCAAAAAAAAAUUAAGGAGAGAGACAGAGAGAGUAGCACACACACAGACCAUUGUGUGGAAGAAGGGACUCUCUGGGAGAGCUCUGGUUGAGCAAGUGAAAGAGUAACCACUGCUCAGACCUGCUGGAGUGGACAUGGAGGCCAAAGGCUCUGAUCUUCAUGGUUUGAGUUCCGGGUCACAAUAAGAGUUAGGGUUAAUGUAAGGGUUAAGUUAUGGUUUACUUUUAUAAAAAAUCUACAUACUUAAAGAGUAACUUUGGAAGCCUGGCUAGAGUGGCAUGGCUAUUUAAAAGCUUUGUAUUUCUAUUGUUCAAUUAU
Messenger RNA from Osmerus eperlanus (European smelt), 2281 nucleotides. It is a transcript of the gene ptx3a, whose product is annotated as pentraxin 3, long a. NCBI's taxonomy places the organism in Eukaryota, Metazoa, Chordata, Actinopteri, Osmeriformes, Osmeridae. Bases 209 to 1603 code for a protein of 464 amino acids. The record is from RefSeq and is a predicted model, not a curated record. The transcript is spliced from 4 exons. Gene Ontology annotation, molecular function: complement component C1q complex binding. Gene Ontology annotation, biological process: innate immune response.